Molecule: messenger RNA, 1863 nt
Organism: Gilbertella persicaria
Lineage: Eukaryota; Fungi; Mucoromycota; Mucoromycetes; Mucorales; Choanephoraceae
Exons: 1
Coding region: 1-1863 (620 amino acids)
Source: RefSeq, a predicted model, not a curated record
AUGUCAUAUUUUGACAAACAAUUCAAUCAGGCACGAUUGGCAGCCCUCUCAAACUACAAACUUGCAAUUAUCACUUUUACACCGACCAGCAAUGGCACAUUACGAAAGACAGCACUCAUAAAGAACUUGAUUCAAGAUAUUUAUCAAAAAAUACCAUUCGAGUAUAUUGAUAAUAUGGUCAGAUGGGAGUUUUUUCGGCCUGAGCUGUUUGAAUCCGUGACACAGGACUAUAUUGAAAAAAUUAUUCAUCGAUACUUACAGAUUAUUUACAACUCAUCUAUUAGUCAAUGCCACAAAGACCAACAGUUCUUGUAUUUAAGCUAUACUUCUUCAGCACCAAGCAUAGCAGCUGAAGAAAGAAAAGAAGAAGAAGAAGAGGAUGAUAAUCAGUACUAUGGGUCAUUAUUCUCUCAAUCAGACCCAAAUAUCUUAUCUAUGGACUCAUUUUGUACUAUUGAAAGCGAUUUCGAAGAAGAAAUGACUAAUAGUUUAAAGCAAGAUGAAUUGUAUCCCUUCUCUAUCGUGAAUCACUUUUUCAAUCAAGAAAGUGAUCAAGAAUACUCGGAUAAUAGUAAAAUAACAAGAAAAAGAGCAAGCUGGAAAGGUGAUUCCACAGAUAUAUCAACCAUUACGUUAGCAAGUGAGCUAAUGAAUUUAUUUGACAUGGAUUUUAAUGUGGAUCUUUCUUUGCCUGGUGCGAGAAAGCAUGAAAGUUUCUCGAAUAGUAACAGUAGCACAUCGCUUCAUAAUGUCUAUAAUGCCCAUGAUGACGAUGAAGAAGGAAACGACGACGACGACGACGGCAAUGACGACAAACAAGAAGAUGGUAGCAGCAUUCAAAGCCUAAAAUCAGAACAUUGCUUUGAAAACGCAUCGAGUAGCGAAUCUCUCUCUAAGCAAAGUACAAGAUCAUCGUCACUUCAACACCUUUAUUCGUCCAUGGCACAAAACACAUGGGAUACCAUAAAUCAAUCAUCCCACUCGUUCUCAACAACAAGUACCUCGUCUAAAAUUACAAGAAAUGUUUAUGCUUACUACUUUUCUUCUAAUUCUGAUAUUUUUGAAGAAGAGGAAGAGAAAAACAAGCGGGAAAAACCUCUGAUAUGCAAAAAGACAAAAGAAGGCCAAAUAGUGGUCAUAUCUCCACCUGGAAGAAGUUCUUCCUUGGCAGAACAUCAGAAUCAGAUACAUUCCAAACUCCAAGCAUCCAACCCCCCUAGUCGAAACAGCAGUCCAUCAAGUCAGAUCUCGGAUACUACAGCAGAAAGUACCUCAUUGACAUCUUCAACUAUAUACUAUCAUCCUAUCAAGAAAUCCAAAAGCAUUUCUUAUGCGGAUAAACCAGCCACAAAAAAGAAAAGCACACCUCCUUUAAGACAAGAUAAUCAGCAACUCGAUAAGACAGAUCAAAAGAAAAAGAAACAAGCUUUCCAGGUAUCGAUUAAAAAGAUUACAAGUUUUAUGAAAAAGAGUACUACUCCACAAGAAGCAGAGAGCGAGAAUAACUCAAAAUCUAUACCCUCAGAAGAUUCCACUCAUAAUACUAUUAUACCUCAAGCCAAUACAUCUAUAGAUGUAACAAAAAGACAAAAAUCAAAAAGAUACAGCUUAUUUAGAAACUCGAUUGCAUCAAGUCUAUUCGGAGAUGACCAGAGCAAUGACGAGUCUUCCUCCAUUAAAUCUAAUUUAAGUAUACGUACGACCACAAGCUGUCAAACAAUGCCCACUCUUCCUUUUGAUACCGAUUCCAAUCGCAAAAGCCAAACGAAGUUCGCUAUCAACCCUCUCCAAAGACGUUCUCGGUCUUCUUCUUUUACUAGCGUUAAAUUCUUGACACGUAUAUAUAAAAGCGACAAGUCAUAA